Clonostachys solani is the source of this 1551-nucleotide messenger RNA. The record is from the annotation of a GenBank genome assembly. Lineage: Eukaryota; Fungi; Ascomycota; Sordariomycetes; Hypocreales; Bionectriaceae.
AUGUCUCUCACCUUGCAAACCGCCAUCCAAGGCAACCCGGCCUCCACGGCCGUCAUCAUCCCCUCGCGACCGGAGCCUCUUACCGUGUCCUACGCUUCGUUAGUCUCCCAGGUCGGCGCCUUUCAGCAGAAGCUGGCCGAUCUCGGCAUCACCACCGCCUCCCCCGUGUCCAUCGCCCUCGUCAACUCAUGGGAAUUCAUCGUCUCUUUCCUGGCCGCAUCGUGGCAGCGCGGCAUUGCGGCUCCUCUCAAUCCGGCCUACAAGCAGGACGAGUUUGAGUUUUACAUCGACGACGUCAAGAGCGCCAUUGUCCUCGUCCCCAGGGGCGCCUGGGCCGCUGGCGCCCCCAGCGUUAAGGCUGCAAAGAAGUUCAAUGCUGCCGUCGCCGAAUGCUACUGGGAUGCCGCUAAAGGCGAGGUUGUUCUGGAUGUCAAGGACCUCGGUCGUCUCAAGGGGACUAAGGAGAAGCUGCUCACGGCCGAGCCGGAUGAUGUGGCCCUCAUUUUGCACACCAGCGGUACUACGUCGAGACCCAAAGUGGUUCCUCUCACACACCGUAACCUCACACGCACCAUGAGAAAUAUCCAAAACACCUACCAGCUUACCCCCCAGGACCGCACCAUGCUGGUGAUGCCCCUGUUCCACGUCCACGGUCUCGUCUGCGGGCUUCUCGCCCCCUUCCUCUCUGGAGGCUCCAUGGUAGUCCCCUCCAAGUUCUCCGCCUCGGACUUCUGGCGUGACUUCACCACCCACGGCGCCAACUGGUACACAGCCGUGCCUACCAUCCACCAGAUCCUCCUCAAGAACCCUCCCCCCAGCCCCAAGCCCGCCAUCCGCUUCAUCCGCUCCUGCUCCAGCCCCCUCUCCCCCACCGUCUUCCACCAGCUCGAGAAGACCUACGACGCGCCCGUCCUCGAGGCCUACGCCAUGACCGAGGCCGCCCACCAGAUGACCUCGAACCCCCUGCCCCCCGCCAAGCGCAAGCCCGGCAGCGUCGGCCUCGGCCAGGGCGUCGAGGUCCGCAUCCUCAACGAGGCGGGCGACGAGCUGCCCCAGGGCCAGGAGGGCGAGAUCAGCAUCCGCGGCGAGAACGUCACAAAGGGCUACCUCAACAACCCGUCCGCCAACGCCUCCUCCUACACCGCGAGCGGCUUCUUCCGCACCGGCGACCAGGGCAAGCUGGACGAGGACGGCUACGUGGUCAUCACCGGCCGCAUCAAGGAGCUCAUCAACAAGGGCGGCGAGAAGAUCAGCCCCAUCGAGCUCGACAACGUCCUCACGCGCCACCCCAAGGUCGGCGAGGCCGUCAGCUUCGCCAUCCCCGACGAGGUCUACGGGCAGGACAUUGGCGUCGCGGUCGUCCUCAAGCCUGGCGAGUCCCUCACCGCCGACGAGCUCAAGGCCUUCGUGGCAGAGAAAUCCGUCAAGUUCAAGGUCCCCAAGAAGGUCUACUUCACAAAGGUCAUGCCCAAGACGGCAACUGGUAAGAUUCAAAGACGUAUCGUCGCGGAGACGAUGGUGAAGCAGGACGCCCCCAAGGCCAAGCUAUAG